CACGAGAUCCGCAACCCUCUCAACGGCGUCAUCGGCUACAUCACCUUCCUGGAGGAGACCCAGCUGAACACUGAGCAGGCUGAGCUCCUGCAGACAACCCAGCAGUGCUGCCUACAGCUGAGGAGGAUCGUUGAUGACGUGCUGGACUUGUCCAACAUCGAGGAGGGCAACCUUGAGAUCCAGCACUCAACCUUCGAUCCCCUGAGCAUCAUCUACACGGUCAUGAGCCAGGUGCGAGUGGUGAUGGAGGACAAGGGGCUCGAGAUGAAGUUCGAGGCUAGCGGGAUGGAGGGAACGAUGGUGGUCGGCGACCCGGCGAGGAUCGUACAGAUCCUCUCCAACUUCGCAUGGAACGCGGCGAAGUUCACCAUGAGCGGGCACGUGAUGUUCAAGAUCGAGAAGCUGGCGCACACCAACACGCACAUGACGACGGUGAAGCGAGGGGUCCGGCACAUCGUCUUCUCGGUCAUCGACACGGGCCCUGGCAUCCCUCAGACAGUCCAGGAGAAUCUCUUCCAGCCAUUCGUGCAGGGCGACAAGUCGACGACUCGCCACCACGGAGGCACCGGCCUCGGACUGAGCAUCUGCCGUCAGCUGGCCAAGCUGAUGGGAGGAGACGUUUCUUGCCGGUCCACACUGGGCCAUGGCUCCACGUUCCAACUCGAGCUGCCGAUGGAGGUCCUGCAGAAGAGUGACGAU
Molecule: messenger RNA, 699 nt
Organism: Guillardia theta CCMP2712
Lineage: Eukaryota; Cryptophyceae; Pyrenomonadales; Geminigeraceae
Exons: 3
Biological process (GO): phosphorylation; signal transduction
Molecular function (GO): phosphorelay sensor kinase activity
Source: RefSeq, a predicted model, not a curated record